Molecule: messenger RNA, 1031 nt
Organism: Salvia miltiorrhiza (redroot sage)
Lineage: Eukaryota; Viridiplantae; Streptophyta; Magnoliopsida; Lamiales; Lamiaceae
Exons: 2
Coding region: 208-879 (223 amino acids)
Cellular component (GO): chloroplast thylakoid membrane
Source: RefSeq, a predicted model, not a curated record
CAGAGCUGAAAUUCUGAAUAUUUUAAAAGAAUAUUUGCGCCGUUUUUGCACUUAAUAUCUGUUUUUAUAUAAAAACUAAAAAGAAUUUCCGUUUGAGAAUAUCUAUACUUGGCAUCCUUCUGCGCCAUCCGUUUGGCAACUCCCCUUUCUCUCUCUUGAGAAAGCUUAAUGGUUGGCCCUUGAAACACCAUCUCUACCGUUCACCCCAUGGCUGUUUCACUGAAUUCGGUCAUCGGCUUCAACCCCACGACUAACUACCAGCAGGGGCGGAGAGAUAAUGCCGGGGUUUCGUUACUGAAGAUCUCUUCUCUCUCGGGACCGGUUGGAUUAAGACAAUGUACGCGAGGGACAAGAACAAGAUUCCACCUCGUAGCUGCUGGAGGUGAUAAUGUCGCCACAGAGACUAGUGUCACAGAUUCUAAACCCAUCGAGCCUCCAGACAGCGCCUCUGACGUAAAUCCUUCAACAGAAAGUGACAAAACUGAGGAACCUAAUGGGGCGAUCAGUUCUACAGAUGUGGGCAAGCCAAGCUCGAACGUGAAGAGAGCUUCAUUAACAGCAAGAGAGAGGCUGAGGGCAGCCAGGGUACUGAGCCGCUACACAGACUCGAAGCCAGCAAAACCCAUGCUUGGCAGCAGGCUACUCGACGCUCUGCAACAAUCAGAUAAGGGGAAGAAGCGGCCCGGGCUCCCCGAAGCACCGACCAACAUGUUAGACGACAGCAAACGAGGGAUGCCGAAGGAGGGCUGGACGAUAGAACUACCUGGUGGUAUGGAUGUGUUUUUCAUCAUACUAUCCUUUGUGUUGAUUAGCACGGUGAUGUUUGCUACUACUUUUGUUGUGUGGAAAGUGGGAGCCAUCCAUUUCAACGAAUACUAAGGGAGUUGGCUAUUAUCAUAGUUGUGGAGUUGGAUAGUAAAUCUCAGCAACAUAUUAGGUACAGUCUGCUGUUUUGAUUCCCUGUAAAUUGAAUAUUCAAGUAUCUAUCACCAUCACAUGCUUCAAUGAACUAAAUUUUGCUUUUGCAUACA